Molecule: messenger RNA, 633 nt
Organism: Pestalotiopsis fici W106-1
Lineage: Eukaryota; Fungi; Ascomycota; Sordariomycetes; Amphisphaeriales; Sporocadaceae
Exons: 3
Coding region: 1-633 (210 amino acids)
Biological process (GO): mRNA splicing, via spliceosome
Cellular component (GO): U4/U6 x U5 tri-snRNP complex; U2-type prespliceosome; catalytic step 2 spliceosome
Molecular function (GO): RNA binding
Source: RefSeq, a predicted model, not a curated record
AUGUCGAACAAACAGGGCAAGAUGGCCGGUUACAUCAACUACCGGAUGAGAGUCACUCUCUUGGACGGUCGCCAAAUGACUGGCCAGAUGCUGGCCUUUGACAAGCACAUGAACCUCGUCCUCGCCGACACGGAAGAGUUCCGCAAGCUCAAGCGCAAGACGACAAAGCCUGCUGCCGUUGGCGGCUCGACCCCUCAGACACAAACCAUCGAGACAGAGGAGAAGCGCACCCUCGGUUUGACCAUUGUCCGUGGCGCCCAGAUUGUCUCGCUAUCCGUCGAGUCUCCUCCUCCACAAGAUCCCAGCACACGUCUCGGCAAGACGACGACCGGUGGUCUUCCUACAGCACUCACAGCAGGCCCUGGAGUCGCAAGACCUGCUGGUCGCGGAGCUGCUCCUGCAAGCUUGGCAGGUCCUGCUGCUGGCGUCGGUGCUGGAGCACCUCCUCAGUUCCCUCCUCAGUUUCCCGGUGCCCCAGGUUUCCCAGGCCGAGGCGGCCCCCCAGUUCCUGGCUUCCCCGGUGCUCCUGGCGGUUUCCCUCCUGCUGGCUUCGCUCCUCCUGGAGGUUUUGCUCCUCCUCCUGGUUUCUCCGGCGGUGCGCCUCCUGGAUUCAACCCACCUGGCAGAAGAUAA